Molecule: messenger RNA, 5290 nt
Organism: Anguilla anguilla (European eel)
Lineage: Eukaryota; Metazoa; Chordata; Actinopteri; Anguilliformes; Anguillidae
Product: adhesion G protein-coupled receptor F5-like
Exons: 32
Coding region: 135-4136 (1333 amino acids)
Biological process (GO): G protein-coupled receptor signaling pathway; cell surface receptor signaling pathway
Cellular component (GO): membrane
Molecular function (GO): G protein-coupled receptor activity
Source: RefSeq, a predicted model, not a curated record
UUUAAGUGAAUGUUUUGCCAUAGCUUCACGGUGUGUCCACAGCCAACCCACCCUAGAUGCAUGUUUCAGAUGUCGCAGUUCACCGUUCACUGGAAAAUGAGUCCUUCAAAUGAAAGGAUCGACAGAUUUGCGGUAUGGCAAUAUUAAAAACAGUAUUUAGCCUCACUCUCCUUCUGGUGAUUGGGAAUAUUUUUGGGACAGAAGGAUUAGACAGCCAUGACAACUUAUCUCAGGUAACACACACAGAUGUUUACGUGCCACUGGACCACCUUAGGCUAAAAAGAGAAACAUUACGAGGGUUCGAGGACUACAUUAUUGAAAUCGAACUCAGCGUCUCCAGCAUCUCAGUGGUGGAAGAGCUGAAGACAGUGUUGAAUUCCGUUGGAUUUCCUCUCCGAAUUGAAGGCGCAGUUAAUAUAACUGACGUUAACAUUAGCACAGUGUGCUCCCCAGUUGAUUCUGGUUUCCAGUGCAAAUGUGAGGAAGAGUUUUCCUGGUCACUGGAGAGCUGCAGAAAGUAUAGCAACUGUAGCGCCAUCACUGCUAACACAUGUGGAUGCAUCAACGCCAUUCCCCCCAAUGGACCAUUCUGUGAACUAAACCCAGCACCUCAACUCACACCGGUUGAGUACAUUAUAGAAAUCGAAGUCAAUGUUUCUGACAUUGCAGUGGUGAAUCAACUGAAGUCCCUUUUAGACAGCAUCAAUUUUCCUUUUCAACUCGACCACAUGAUUGAAAUCACUGCCGUAAAUCUUACGACAGUUUGCUCCAAAUGUGGAUGCGUCAAUGCCAUUACACCCGAUGGGACAUUUUGUCCACCAGUCACCACUCCUUCUCCCACUCUACCAACAAACACAACUCCUUCAUUGAAUGUAUCAACAACACAAGAGCCAAACACCACUGCUUCAUUCAAUGAAUCAACAACACAAGAGUCAAACACAACGUCUUCAUUCAAUGAAUCAACAACACAAGAGCCAAACACAACGUCUUCAUCCAAUGUAUCGACAACACAACAGCCAAACACCACUGCUUCAUUCAAUGAAUCAACAACACAACAGCAAAACACAACUUCUUUAUCCAAUGUAUCGACAACACAACAGCCAAACACCACUGCUUCAUUCAAUGAAAUAACAACGCAAGUGUCAAACACAACUUCUUUAUCCAAUGUAUCGACAAGACAAGAGCCAAACACAACGUCUUCAUCCAAUGUAUCGACAACACAACAGCCAAACACAACUACUUCAUCUAACGUAUCAACAACACGAGAGCCAAAAAAACCAGAGCCCAACACACCGUCCGCAACACUUGCCGUUACCAGUGGAAUGUUGACCACAGCAACAGCAAAAACAGCAAAAUUUGGCCUGCAGAUGUCAUUUAGGAUUGUUGACAGGACGUUUGAUGACAGUUUGUCUGACACUUCUUCUCAAGAAUAUAUGAAACUGGAAAUUAUCGUCAGAAAUGCUAUUGAUAAAAACUACAUGAAGACCGUUGAAGAAUACAUUGGAGUAUCAGACAUUCGCUUUUCGAAUGGCAGUGUGAUUACAAAAUAUACAGUGAGGACAAACAAAGUCAGCUCCUCUGACAUUGAGAAGGCAAAUCAAGCCAUUGUAGAAACACUUCAACACCAGAGCUAUAACGUGGACCCCAAGUCCUUCACAGCAGCUCUCAUAGAAGACACGUUUGCGGGUUUGCCUCCGGUGUUCGCCGGAGACGACAUGUCCCUGCGUUGCGAUCCGCAAGUGGACACUCUGGGAAACCCUGUGACCUGGAGGGUGAAGGGCCAGAAUGUCACAAACAAUUCAAAGUAUAUAAUCAACAAGGAGCAAUCCAGUCUCACAGUGAAGAACCUCGUUAGAUCUGAAAGUGGAAUAUAUAAAUGCUCUGUGAACACUGGCGUUGUGGAGUUCAUCCGAAGCCAGGACAUUACAGUGCUGCCUGCACCCACGGUGUUUGUGGAGAAGCAAGUAAUCAACAGCCACUGCAAUACAGCGGUCAAGUUGACGUGCUGUGGACAAGCACGCAACUUCCUUCUAGAGUGGAUCGAUAAACAAAGUGGUAAAACACUGAGCUCACAGGGUUUCAGUGAAGAUAACUGUACUACGAUGGACAGGAGAUGCCAAAACGUGGAAACCCGAGUGUUCAUUUGCAAAAUGACAUUCAGAAGCAAGGCUUUCACACAGGAAGCUACCUUGCGCUUUUUUGAAGACGGUGUGAUAUUUUCUUGUGACGACGGCGUGUACGGCCUUGGAAGAGAAAAUGACAUCGCUGUCGUGGGCUGCUCAAGGGGUGCAGAAGGCAGCAGGGCUGCACGAUGUGAGAGGGGCAAAUGGACGUUCGUGAACAACACCUGCCUCUUACCAGAAAUUAAGGAGCUACAGUUUAAAUCACUGGUUUUGGAUCAAGAAGGCGUUGAUGCUUUUGUACAGGAACUCCGAAACAUCACCAGUUUGUCAAAAGAUGAAGUAGCCAUUUCAACUGCGAAUAUUUUAACCGUUGUGAACAUACUGAACAAUGUUAUUAAUGUUAUAAAUGGAAAUGAUGUCAGCAGUACUGUGGUUGAGAAUUUUCUGCAAACUGUGGAUAUUUUAGUUUCAACAGAAACCGAAGGAACCUGGGGCUUACUAAAUGAAGGCAACUCCACCAACAGGACUGGCUCAGAUUUACUGAAUUCAGUAGAGGAAAUCGCGAAGGUCAUCAGAAACACUUCCGUCAGCAUUACGACAUCCACAAUGCAGUUAAACAAAACAAUAUUUUUUGACGAAUUCAACAUAUCCUUUUUAAAUUCAACUGAUGAGAUAAUCGUGUUCGGAUCGAUGCCUAGCUUCCAAACUGAAAUUACUACUGUACACUUUCGCACCCUGGACAUAGUUUUACCGCCACGGAACCUCACCAGUUCGAAUAACACGAUUAACAGUGCCGUCUUAUUAGCCUACACUAACAGCACGAUUACUAACAUCACUCUGACGUUCCAAAUAAGAAACACAACACUGGGCAAUCCACAGUGUGUCUUCUGGAACUUCACAGAAACAGCCUGGGACUCAUCGGGGUGCGAGGUUAAAAAUGUCGGGAACGAGAACAUAACGUGCGUCUGUAACCACCUGACCUCCUUCUCCAUAUUGAUGUCACCUUUCAUCCCCGAAGCAAUCAGACUCCUUUUGGAUUUCAUCACCUACAUUGGAGUGGGCAUAUCAAUGGGCAGCCUGGUCCUGUGCCUCAUCAUUGAAGCCAUCGUUUGGACCGCCGUCACCAGAAACAACAUAUCGUACAUGCGGCACGUCACCAUCGUCAACAUCGCUGUGUCCCUGCUGAUCGCAAACAUAUGGUUCAUCAUCGGGGCGGCCAUAUCGGAUAUUGAUGAGAAGACGCCAGUCGGACCCUGCAGUGCUGCAACUUUUUUCAUCCACUUCUUUUACCUGGCCUUGUUCUUUUGGAUGUUGAUUUCAGGUGUCCUGCUUUUUUACCACAUGGUCAUGGUCUUCUCUCACAUGUCCAAGAGGGUGAUGAUGGCCAUCAGCUUCACGGUAGGCUAUGGCGCCCCCCUAAUCAUUGCCGUCGUCACGGUGGCAGUCACAGCUCCACAGAACGGAUACUUUCGGCAAGAUGAUGCUUGCUGGCUCAACUGGUUUCAGACAAAGGCUCUCCUUGCUUUUGUGAUUCCUGCCCUGGCCAUAGUGGCCAUAAAUUUCAUCAUCCUGAUUGUGGUACUGUAUAAAUUGAUAAGGAGGGGAGUUGGAGAGAACCAGACAGACGAGAGAAACGCUUUGGUGGUCAUCGCAAGGUGUGUCGCUGUCCUCACCCCUUUCUUUGGGCUCACGUGGGGAUUCGGAAUAGGAGUCAUGGUCGCACCAGAAAGUGUUGGCCUCCACAUUGUGUUCGCCGUUCUCAAUUCAUUACAGGGUUUCUUUGUCUUAGUGUUUGGAACACUGUUAGACAGCAGGAUACGAGCAGCAUUAGCAGGGAGGUUUUCAUUCAUACACACAAGCUCCAACCGCACAAGGAGCACAAGUGGAGGUCCCUCUUCUUCAAGUGGAUUGGGUCUGUUUCGAAGACGGCGCAGAAGAGAUACAUACCAUGUCUCAGAAGUCGCAUCAUCAAGCCAGUCAACCGCUGCUUCAGAAUCUUUCCUCAAUACUUAAUGCUGUUCAGCAUGGCUGUCUAUGUUGUUAUAUAAUAAUAUACCCAUCAAGAUCAUGGAUGUACAAAUGGCUAAAUGUCAAUGCAUUUUAUUAGUUUAAAAAGCGCAGCCUUUUUUAUGGAUAUACUUCUUCACGUUCUUCUCAUUUUGUAAACAUUAUCUUGUCCUUCAGUUUUUGUACUACCGAUACAAAAUACAUAAUUGUUGAAUAAUAGCACUAUAUGUGCUAUUCAAAACUUUCAUGAUAAUAAUCACAGUAAUUAUUAUUUAUCAAAAAUGAAAUAUUACCACUGAAAAUGAAUUGUGCACUUCAAUUUCACUUUAAUUACCCCAACACGUCUUUGCUGCUUGACCAUUUCACUUGCCAAUCAGGAUGAUUUAGUACAUGUGAUGAUACUUGCGCCAAUAGAGACAUGGAAAAAACAAGGACACACAGUGUCAUUGAUGCAAAGCAUCCUUUAAGCUACUCGAGUGCUGAUAGCCAGGUCCGUGAGGUGCUUCACAUCGAGAAAAAAAACAAACAUUUUUUUUUAACUAUCAAUCCCUUUUCCAGUUGAUUCUAAUCCCAGUGCAGUCUAGUAGUAAAUCAAAGUUCCUCUCUUAAUUUUUUCAAAUGACAUUUGAGCAUGUUCUGUGAAUGUAAGGUGAUUUGCACACCUUACAUUCUUUUUUACAUGAAAUCCAUGUAACUGCUGUAUGUUUAAAAGCAUAUUUGAACCAAUUCAGGUAAAGUAUUUAAAUCAAACCUACAACCUUGGUGUUCCCCAGUUCACCAACCCUGCCACCCAUGAUAUUAAUCUAAUAAAAUUCAUAUCAGCUCCUGCACCUUUCAGAACACUUAAUACCUAAUACCUAAUUCUUCCUGCUAAAUUGCUUUUGUGUUGCUGUUGUUUUAUAGUCCAUUUUGUACCCUGUUUCUCUUCAUGUGACGUGCAGUGAUCUCCAUGGGGGGCUAUGCGUAAAAGGUGCUGUAAUUUAUACAUGGUGAAACCAAAAUAUGUAAAAAUAUCCUUUAAUAAAAGCUGAGAAUCUGUACUUUAACCACAUUAACUGUUAUUUUGCAAAUCCAAAAUACAGUGCAAAACCACAUCAAUUAACCAGAAAAUCAAUUGCGACUUAUGAUUUCACAAUUGUUAUGAAUGUAGGAUGCAGAAA